This is a messenger RNA of Priapulus caudatus, 4839 nucleotides long. RefSeq names its product otoferlin-like. Gene Ontology annotation, biological process: plasma membrane organization. The transcript has 30 exons. Lineage: Eukaryota; Metazoa; Priapulida; Priapulimorpha; Priapulimorphida; Priapulidae. The record is from RefSeq and is a predicted model, not a curated record. The coding region runs from base 1 to 4107 and encodes 1368 amino acids.
AUGGAAGCGAGACAGCUAGCCGGUCUCAACAUGGACCCUGUCGUCUGCGUGCAAGUCGGAGAGCAGAAGAAAUACACGAGCGUAAAGGAGUCGACAAACUGCCCUUACUGGAAUGAGAAGCCCAAAGUCGGGCCCCUGCUUGGACAUCUAUUACAGAUGAAUCUCCCGACCACGCGAUGUUCCUCCGAUUCAGAUCCAAGCUGCCGUGUUUAUGAUCAUCAGUUCUAUCACAAAUGGGCGCUGCUGACCGACCCUCACGACAUCUCCAGCGGACCGAAGGGCUACCUGAAGUGCGACAUCUCCGUCAUCGGCAAGGGAGACGCCGUCAAGGCGAAGACGUCGAUCAAGAAGCACUGCUACCAGCCGGUGUGGCACGAGCAGGUGAUCUUCACGGAGAUGUUUCCGCCGCUGUGUCGCCGCAUCAAGCUGCAGCUGAGGGACGGUGACGGCAUCAACGAUACCGUCAUCGGCACACACUUCCUCGAUCUCGCCAAGAUCUCCAACGAGGGCGAUAAAGGUAACGCCGGUAACUGCCUGGAUGGCUACAACAAGCCGGCGUCUAGAGGCGGGGACUCUGAUGACGAGGAUGCAGAGAGCCACAUGAGGUAUUGCUCGCUGAGUAACAGCAACAGCACAGGCGGCUCCGGAAAGACAAAGCUGGACAAGGAGAGACAGCGGCUGUGCCAGAGAGAAAUCGAACACGUCGGCGUCAUGGCGAGAACGAUGAAGGCGCUGACGACGAAAACCAACCUGCGGGAGAAGCUGAAGGCAACGACGGGGUUGCUGCAGAAGCUGAAGCAUCUAGCGGAAGAGCUUCCUGGUAAGAAGGGAGUCGGACCGACCGGCUGGUCAAUGCAGGGAAAGCUGACCCUCUACCUGUGGCUCGGACUCGCCAAGAACAAGAAGGAAUACCUCGCAGGGUUACCGAAGGGUUACGAGGACACGAUGGAGUUGAAAAACUCGAUGAGACCGACGGGUAUCCCACCGAUUCUCAUCUCAUAUCCCGAGAAGGUGACCUUCCAGCUGCGCGCGCACAUGUACCAAGGUCGCAGCCUGAUAGGUAGCGACGCGUCCGGUCUCUCCGAUCCGUUCUGUCGCGUCGUGUUCACGACCAAGUCACACAGCACGCAGGUCAUAGAUGAGACACUGAGCCCGACCUGGGAUGAGAUGCUCGUGUUCGAUGACGUAGUCAUACACGGAUCACGUGACGAGAUCAAAGCCGACCCGCUGACGGUGGUUAUCGAGAUCUUUGACCAGGACAGAGUGGGCAAGGCGGAGUUCAUAGGACGGGCGCUCGCCAAGCCUCACGUUAAGAUGUCAGAGGAACCCUACGUGCGCCCCAACUUUCCGCCCUCUCUCGACUGGUACGACAUCUAUCGGGGAUCAGAGAGAGCUGGUGAAUUGCUCGCAGCAUUCGAACUACUGCAGCUUGGCGGAGAGAAGGAGAGCGGAGUGCCGGACGUGCCCGCUCCCGUCGCUGAUGAGUCAUCGGACAGAGGUCCCAUCAUCCCCGUACCGAAGGGCAUCCGACCUGUGCUGAGCAAGCAUCGCAUAGAGAUAUUGUUCUGGGGUCUGCGUGAUCUGAAGCGUGUACAGUUCAUGUCCGUGGAGAGCCCGCGCGUCGACAUAGAGUGUGCGGGGCACGUGCUGCAAUCGGCUCUCAUCAGCGACCUGAAGAAGAAUCCGAAUUUCCCCGUGCCUGUCAAGUACAUGGAUGUCGACCUUCCGGACAACGAGCUCUACUGUCCACCGCUGACCAUCCGCGUCGUCGACUGCCGUAGCUUCGGCCGCUACAUUCUGGUCGGCACGCACGUCAUCAACUCGAUGCACAAGUUUAUGUACAUACCGACGACGAAGACGACCAAACAGGCGAUCAAGAAGAUGUUCGGUAAAGAUGUCGACCAGCAGCAAACGCUGUCGACGCCAGCAGACGGCUUCGCCAUCACCAUUGACAACGAAGACAAAGCGCCGCUGUUGCCACGGCCACGGCCAGGCGAUGACAGCGCCAUCGUCACGAUCAACACAGCUAUGCACAUCGCGCGCAUCGCUACCUCUCUGCAGCCGGAUAAUAAAGCGGUGAAACAGGAAGCGAACCUGAAGAGGCGCCGGAAGUCGUCGAUACUCGACGACGACAUGAACACGGAGGCGCUGGACUGGUGGAGCAAGUACUUCGCCUCGCUGGAGGAACUCAUAGAGUGCGGCAAGGCAAGCCCCGAGGAGGCGCCACCGGUCGACCCUCUCGACGUCGACCAAGCGAAGUCGGGCGUAAAGCUGCCGCCAGGCAUACACAGCAGGAGCAAAGAGGAGGAUGAUAAGAACGGCGCCGUCGUGAGGGGAAAGGAAGCCAAGAAGAUGGAGAAGGCGCUGAAGAAAGAAUGGCAGAUGCGACGGUGCGGCGAAACAAAGAAGCACGGAUUCAAGUCGGCGGCGAACGUCAUCCGGCUGGCGAAGAAUCUGUCGCCGAAAGGAUCGCUGAAGGUUUACCGUAUCCCGCUGCCGCCUGACAUCGACGACCACACGAUCAUGGGUGGCGACCCUCAGUACGGCAUGUUCCAAGGUCUGCCCAGCAACGACCCCGUCAAGGUCAUGGUCAGAGUCUACGUUGUCAAGGCGACCGACCUGCACCCUGCCGACAUCAACGGCAAGGCGGACCCGUACAUCGUCAUACAGCUCGGCAGAACUAAGAUAAGCGACAAGGAGAACUACAUCUCCAAGCAACUGAACCCGGUGUUCGGCAAGUGCUUUGACAUUGAGGCGACCUUUCCGAUGGAAAGUUCGCUGACGGUGCAGAUCUACGACUGGGAUCUUGUCGGAUCCGACGACCUCAUCGGUCAGACAACCAUCGACCUUGAGAAUCGCUUCUACAGCCGACAUCGGGCGACGUGCGGCCUCGGCAAGACCUACGAGACGUCCGGCUACAACAUGUGGCGAGACCCGAUGAAGCCAGUACAGAUUCUCGGGAAGCUGUGUAAGGAAGGCAAGCUGGACGGACCUCACUUCCAACGCGACCGCGUGCGCAUCGCUAACCGCAUCUUUACGAUCGAGCAGACGGAGCAGCAGCACGAGGACGAGGAGUUCUCUAAGAAGGAUAUGGAGGAGCACCUUGCUCUCGCUGCCUUGCACCACUGGGAGGAAAUACCGAAAGUCGGCUGCAAGCUCGUACCUGAACACGUCGAGACGCGCGCCCUCUAUAAUCCGGACAAGAUCGGCAUCGAGCAGGGUAAGCUGGAGAUGUGGGUGGAGAUGUUUCCCAUGGACAUGCCUAGUCCUGGACCAGCCGUGGAAAUCGCACCUCGCAAACCCAAGAGCUACGAGUUACGGGUGAUCAUCUGGAACACAGACGAGGUCGUCCUUGAGGACGACGCCUUCUUCAGCGGAGAGAAGAUGAGCGACAUCUACGUGAAGGGGUGGAUCAAAGGUCCCGAGGACACACAGAGCACUGACAUCCACUACCGCUCGCUAACGGGCGAGGGCAACUUCAACUGGCGAUUCGUCUUUCCCUUCGACUACCUGGUCGCCGAGGAGAAGAUCGUUAUCUCACGCAAGGAGUCGCUGUUCUCGUGGGACGAGACGGAGACGAAGGUGCCGGCGCGCAUGCACAUGCAGGUGUGGGACGCCGACCACUUCUCCGCCGACGACUUUCUAGGCGCGUUCACGAUGGAUCUGAAUAGAUUCCCGCGCGGCGCCAAGUCUGCGAAGCUGUGUACGCUGAACAUGCUGAAGACGGACGGUAGUGUACCUAUGAUGUCCAUCUUCAAGCAGAGGCGCGUCAAGGGCUGGUGGCCAUUCUACAUCAAGAAGGAGAACGACGAGUUAGAACUCACCGGGAAGGUGGAGGCAGAGAUGCAUCUGCUCACGGAGGAAGAAGCUGAGAAGAGUCCUGCUGGGCUGGGCAGGAACGAACCCGAACCUCUCGACAAGCCAAAUCGACCCGAUUCCAGUUUCAUCUGGUUCCUUAAUCCUCUCAAGUCCAUCAGAUACAUCCUGUGGCACAACUAUCGUUGGAUGAUCAUAAAGGUGAUACUGGUCCUCUUGCUGGCCGUACUUCUCGGCCUCUUCUUCUACUCCAUGCCCGGAUAUACAGUCAAGAAGAUAAUGGGCGCCUAGGACCGUUGCCAUGGCAACGAUGCAGCCCUCAGCCUCUCAUCGCAAUGUUGCCCCCGGGGAGCAAAAAUGGCGUUGUUACUGUUUCGCGUGCUGUAGGAAUGUCGGAGCAUUUUUUCGCUAGUAACCAAAGUUAUUUCAACGUUAUCUAUAGUAUAUAUAUAAUAUUUUAAAAUAGCUAUUCGGGGGAGAAAAGAAUGAAACUCGGAAGGGGGUCUGUUAAACCCUGGAAUCGCGUAUCAUGUGGAUGUGAGGGUUGUCAUGAAAUACAUUCCCAGGUAUCAUUACGUGCUGAACCGUGGAGUACAUGCACGUAUCAGGGGGACCAUAGCUGUGUGUGGGGGAACCAUAGAUUGCACACACGUAUCAUGGGGGUGUGCAGGACACAGUGGGAUGCACCCACGCAUCAUGCAUGUGACACGGAGGACCAUGUAAUACACUCACCUAUAUCGUCGACAUAUAUAAAUAUAUCUAGACACAAUUUCUUGCUAUAGGUUAGUUGCAUGUUAAGAAGCUGUAGCUAGCACGCUUCGUUAUUCAUAUUUUAGUGUUUCGUUUGCGUAUAGGUGUUUAGUUCGCGGCAUAACAAAAUGGCGGGAUGGCUCUCACGAAACACGUCUGCUAGUGGUAAUCAAAUAACGAAUGACGUAUAGGUAGGCUCGCGCAGCACAAAUAGAAGCUACUACAACUGCAAUCAAAUUACGCAAUAAAUGCACGUAUAAAAAGAUAUUAGCA